This is a messenger RNA of Mesocestoides corti, 2169 nucleotides long. The record is from the annotation of a GenBank genome assembly. NCBI's taxonomy places the organism in Eukaryota, Metazoa, Platyhelminthes, Cestoda, Cyclophyllidea, Mesocestoididae.
UUGAGAUAUUUACAUGCACCCGUCAUUGUCUCAAUAUACAGAAAUAUUCUUCCGAUACCAUUCGGAGAAGUAUGGAAAUGUGAAUCUAGUUUUCUUGUAGAUACAGCCGAUUCAAGUUCAAUAAAUCGGAAAUCUGGUUCAACGAGGGAUACGUUUUGGGCCGAUCUAUUCAGUUCAACUUUUCUUUCUCCAAAUGGAUUGCACUUCAUUGACAGUGCAUCCUCUGAUGAUCUUCUAUUUUUCGUAGGACAGUCUAAAUUUAGAUAUUCAAAGCCCUGUGUGCACGUUUUUCGCCGAGGCAGCCCCAAUAUUCCGCCCUAUAAGGAUAUUCCUGUCAACUGGGAAAAUACAGUCUAUCUAAAUCUUAUAGUUCAAUGCUUUAUUUAUAUUGUCACCUUGGGCAUAUGCACUCGCUCUGGUGCGCAGGAAGUAGAGAUAUUGAAGAAAAAAUCACAGGUUUUUACGGACUGCGUUCUCCGUGAUAGCGAAUGUCUGUGUGUCGAGCUGACAGCAUACGACCGACGUGGUGCUCUUCAAGGCGUACUAUUCGAAGGGAUUGUGCGCUAUUCCACUCUGAAGAAUGCACACGACAUCCAAGUGAAUAGUCAGAAUAAUUGGUCUUUCGCCUCAGCAAAAGCAUCGGCUGCUGGUACCGGUUCGUCCUCAAAGGCAUUCCUUCGAAUGCUGGCCAAUAGGAGUGAGGGUAUCGCUGAGGUAGUGGUUCAUCAGACGGAAUAUCCACAUCACGACUAUCAAAAAGAUGCUAAUAAUUGUUUUUACCGACUGUCUACCUCAUCCAACGCUUUCGAUGAGGCAACCGAGAACAUCUCUCCCGAGAAGACCAGGAGCUCGCGACCGCAACGCAAACGCCCUGUCUUUGCUCAUCGGUCUGCCACGACAAGUCCACUGCGCUCUGACUCUUAUCUACGAGGACGACGUCCCCGACCAUCUCCAAGCAAGACCGCCCUCGAGUGCACCUCAAAUUCUAAUUUGGGCCAAUCACAGAUCAGCCAACUUGUCGCUGGCGCGGUCACCAAUCGUCGAAAACGUCCUUUUCAUACUAGAUUACAACAGCUUAGCCACUUCCGGAAAGCAAGGUCAGACAGUGAUAAUCUGAAUAACUCGCCCGAGCGUUUUCGACCAACUAAGAACUGCAUCGAAGUCGAGUCUAGCACCUUUGAAGAUGGCAACUAUCCUGUUGAUGGUUAUUAUAAGACUACACGAUUAUGUGUGCCUUUUCUUCUCUAUACAGAAUUCGACGACUUUCCGCUUGCUCCUGUGCCAUGCACUGAGACCAACGCUGACGCAAUCGUAGAGAGACAGGCGACAUUUGGCCAAGCUUGGCAGUGGUUUAAAGAGCGACGGAGAGUUGCAUCUCUGCCCAUCAAAACUGCGGUCACUUAUGUGAGCCUUCCGUGGUAUCUCAUUACUUCAGGUACAAGUCGAUUAUAUCAGGUCGAGUAUGCUAUUGAAGCUGUCGGUCAUGCCCCAACUUGUCUUGGUAUUGUUGCUAAAGAUGGAAUCAUCCUUGCUGGCGAGAAGCGUUUUAUCAACAAGCUUUUGGAUGAAUCAGCUUUUUCUGAAAAGAUUUUCAGAAUCAAUGAUGACAUUGCUUGUGCUGUCGCCGGAAUCACGGCUGAUGCUACUGUCUUAAUUAAUGAAAUGAGACUUAUCGCUCAAAGGUAUCUUCUUGCCUAUCAAGAGCCAAUACCGGUAGAACAGUUGGUAAGCCACAUAUGUGAUCUUCAACAUGGUUAUACAAUGUACGGUGGUCGGCGACCAUUUGGUGUAUCGAUGCUUUUCAUGGGUUGGGAUAAACACUACGGCUAUCAGCUUUAUCAGAAUGACCCGUCGGGUAACUUUUUGGGUUGGAAGGCUGCUUGCAUUGGAUCUAACUCAUCUGCCGCUUCUUCGAUCCUCGAGUCAGAUUAUAACGCUGAGUGCUCCGUGGAGGACGCAGUAAAGCUUUGUAUCAAAGUGCUCUACAAGACAAUGACUAUGUCUAAAUUGACUUCAGAUAAGGUUGAAGUUGGCAUCUUGCAAAGAAAGGAUGACAAAACCUACGUCAGGAUUAUUCCUCAAAGUGAGGUGGACCUUCUUAUUAAGGAAGCCGAAGCCACAUAUCCGAAGGGAUCAGAUUCAUUCGCAAAGGGUUCUGAAAAGACGUGA